Molecule: messenger RNA, 1242 nt
Organism: Danaus chrysippus (African queen)
Lineage: Eukaryota; Metazoa; Arthropoda; Insecta; Lepidoptera; Nymphalidae
Source: the annotation of a GenBank genome assembly
AUGGAUACUUUAAUUUCCUUUAAUACCAAAUUUAUGAAUAAAAUAAGAACUGCUGGUGAUGGAAUGGAAUCCGUAGACUUUACGAAAGAAGGUCGUCCAAUAUCCGAAACAAAAUCUACUACUGGAUUAAGCUGUCAAGAGUCUUUGCCUGGUCGCAGGCUUGUACAAAUAUAUCCAAGCAAAGUUGUUACACCCGAAAGAAGAAGCUCACAUAUAUAUUCCAAGACUCCGAAAUUCGUUCCCUAUGAACCAUACCCGGGGGCUGUUAAACCUAUCACACCAAACUUUAACUCUAAAGGAAGCAAAAAAUCACGAAAUCAUAUGGAUAUUAAUAAAUUAAUUAAUCAAAUGUCACAAAUGAAUACCACCAUAAAUGAAUAUAGGCCAAGGAGUAAACUAUUAUCAUGCAGUGAUAAAUCUGAAACAGAUUGUGAUAAGGUUAAUUUAGAUAAUGAAAAGCAAAAGAAAAUUGAUGAACUAACCAAAGAAAAUGAAAGUUUGAAAGAACAACUCAAACAACAAGCGCAGGUAAAUAAAGAAUUAAAAACGAUGCUAGUGGCAUCAAUGGGUGAAGAUUUGGAGUUCAAAGUACACUCACUUAACGAAGAUAAAAAACAUUUGGCCAAUGCUUUGCUGAACUCAGCUCAACAUUUGUCUACCCAUCAGGAACAAACUGAAUGGUUGGCUGGUCAAUGCGAAGUGUGGAGAAGUAAAUUCUUAGCGAGCAGUUUAAUGAUUGAAGAACUUGCCAUGUGUAAGAAAGUUUUGACUGAAAAAACAGUUAAUUUACAACAGUCAAUUACCCAGUUGCUCGAUGAAAGAUGCAGAAUAAGGGAUAUGUUGAUAUGCACAUACAAGAACUUGUAUGGCUUACACGAGAAUUGGCUAGAAAAUAUAGCUAUAUCCGAAUAUAUGGGAAAUAAAAACCGUCCAAUCGGUAAUCUAAAUUUUACCACGACCAUGCCACAUUCAGCAAAUGUCCUCGAUUUGGCGUCAACAAACUUGAAAUUGUCCGAAAAUAUUAGUAGCUCUAUUGAAAAACCAGACGUAAGCCAUUUGGAUAAAUUAUCGACUGUCACUGAAGCGGAGAAAUAUGCUGAGCAAGUAAUGGCUGCACCGUUUGAAAUAAGAAAAGUGAACGAGGGACCUGUACAUGCUUUAGUGAAUCAUGCUUAUAAUAGUAGUGGGAAUAUAGCAGUAGCUUCUUGUGUACAUUGUAAUGGAAAAGUUCAGCUACUAUAA